UAUAUGCAAAAUUUCGGCGGGUUGGGAACUUUGUAUUUUCUAUCUAUACUGUAUCGCUCUCACCUAAAUGACAGAAAUGAGCAAUAGAGAAAUUAUUCAGGAACUUCUUGGCAGAGUUACAGAGCUGUCUGAAAGAAUAUCACCUGACGUGGACAGUUCUGUAAGGUCAGAAGUGAGAACUAUAUUUGGACGGCAUACGAAUUUACCAAAUGCUGAAACGAGUCGCCAGAGAGAAUUAACGCAUCACCCUAAUCAAAUGGCAUCAACAGCCACAAUAGAGAAUCGCCUCCCAAUUAGAAGGAAUUCAUCCACUGCAUUUCAAUCGAGGCGCUAUUUUCCCGCAAGUAGACCUGCUGCAAGAAGCCGAACAAGGCGAACUCGUUCAUCAACAGCAAUUGAUAACAGGCCAUUUUUGAGAGAUUUAAUCCUAUUAAGCGGCCCCAAAGAUAAUACAGUUCCACGGCAAGGCACUCGGCUGAUGUUGGUAGAAAAUGGACACAUGAUUUCAGGUUGUCGGUUUUCAAAAGAUUUGUCAGCCGCUGCUGUCGAAACUAAUAUAAUGAUGGCCUUUGAUGGAAAAAUUCCGCAUGGUACAGAUAUAGAACUGUUAACAUCGGUACAUUCCACUCUGGUUGCGCCAACAUUAGCCCCUGGUCAGACAUUGGAUGGUGUUAUCCUCCACAGAUUAUACGCACAAAAGCCAGUGUAUGUACGACCUAGUGUUCAGCUGCUUAACAUGGGAAAUGCAACAAAGGAACCAGGCAGCAAUUCUAGUGAAGGAAUAGAUGAACCUUUGGAUGAUGAUGAUAUAAGCAUAUCUGAAACCAGUGAAAUUCAUUCUGUGCCUACUACUGAUAUUGUGCCUGCAACUGAUGGUGUGGCUGAAACUGAUGGUGUGGUUGCAACUGAUGGUGUGGCUGAAACUGAUGGUGUGGUUGCAACUGAUGGUGUGGCUGAAACUGGUUCACUGUCUGCAACUGGCUCCUCAACUCAAACUAGCACACUCCUUGAAACUGAUGAUCUUACUCUUUUGAACGAAGCAGGUGUUUUUUCCGCAUUGAUAGAUACUCCAUUCCUGUCUUUGCCAGCUGAGAACAGAGAAGUAAGAGCUGUUAUUGUGCACAGAACUACAAUACGUCAAGAUGUCAUAGCCAUUUUUAAUGAUGCAGAUGUGCUUAAUUGUUUGGUUUGCCCCACCGUGAUUGAUUACAGUGGCAGGGAAGAAAAAGGGAAAGGAAAAGGAGUAAUGCUGGAUGUUUUGACACAUUUUUGGCAUGAGGUAUACAACACCUACUGUUUCGGCUCCAGCGAUAAGAUUCCUAUGAUUAGGCACGACAUGCAAAAAUGA
This is a messenger RNA of Xenia sp. Carnegie-2017, 1348 nucleotides long. RefSeq lists its product as uncharacterized. Bases 68 to 1348 code for a protein of 426 amino acids. The record is from RefSeq and is a predicted model, not a curated record. The transcript is spliced from 4 exons. Lineage: Eukaryota; Metazoa; Cnidaria; Anthozoa; Malacalcyonacea; Xeniidae.